Messenger RNA from Ctenopharyngodon idella (grass carp), 2442 nucleotides. It is a transcript of the gene vax1, whose product is annotated as ventral anterior homeobox 1. The record is from RefSeq and is a predicted model, not a curated record. Lineage: Eukaryota; Metazoa; Chordata; Actinopteri; Cypriniformes; Xenocyprididae. Gene Ontology annotation, molecular function: DNA-binding transcription factor activity, RNA polymerase II-specific; DNA binding. The transcript has 3 exons. The coding region runs from base 1018 to 1971 and encodes 317 amino acids. Gene Ontology annotation, biological process: central nervous system development; brain development; neuron differentiation.
UGGGAUCUCGGACAGGUUGAGUUUUUUAGCGAUGCUUUAGCAGGAUUCUUUUAGAGUAAGGGGGCUGAGUGAUCAUAGCAUUCGGUUUCGGUUUGUAUUAGAGGUGCUGGGUAACUCGGGGUGGUUGUUGCACACUGUCCCCUGCUUGACAGAGUUCCCUUGUGUUCAUCUCCUUUCUUUUGUGAAUCCGUGUUCAUUACCACUACAGAUUCCGAGGGAAGUGGAUUCCAUUUUUUUCGUAUUUCAGGUCUCUCCGCCUCCCUCAUUCUUUUUCUCUCUCUCUCUUUGCUCUCUACCGAUCUUUCCCUCUCUCUCUUUUCGCUCUUUGCUUGUAUUAGCUCUGAGGGUUCAGUGUGUGGUUUCGGGCCGUUAUCCGGGGGGAGAUUCGUCAGCCUGCUCGCAAAGUUAGCCCGACCGAACUACAUCCUGAGAGCAGAGGAACGGCCAGUGCCGGGGCAUCGAGGAAUGAAGUGGAACUUUUCUGUUGGUCCUUUGGCUCCGUGAUUGUGCGUGGUGGCGAUUCGAGGCAAAUCAUCUCCCUUGAUCCUGUGUGAACGAGGGCGGAGAGGGGGGUCGGAGUGAGUGGACCCCUCUAUCAGGACAAUGUGUAUUUCCCAAACAGUUUAGAGUAUUCAUGAGGUUACGCAAAUGUGGAGGCAGCAAAAUUACCGUAAUCAAUUGAAGCGGCGAGCAUGUGUCCGUCCACAGCUCUGAUUACCCGGAGAUCAGCCUGAUGUGAAUGUUACAAGGAGAGGAGCUGUUAAAUUGCUGUUGAAUUUGGGUGAGAAGUCUAUGAUCAUUGGGCAAGUGAGUCUGCACAGAGAUAAUAGGGCAGAUCAGUGGACUGGGCAAGUGCUGGUGGCACAUUAGCUAUCUGACUCUGACUCCAAGCUGCUGUUUUACAGAAAGACCAAACCUAUAUUACCCAGAAUAAGCAGUGUGUGUCCAUACCCAAACAGUUAUUUCUUCCCAACAAGGAGAAAAAGAAGGAGAAAUCUUUGCAGAGGAUAAGUGACUAUGGAAGUCCGCUACAGCCAAGACUCAGAGUCCGGAAUGCUGCUGAAGAAUGGACUAAAAGAGGGGAAGGAGGGAAAGGAUUCUCAGGGGAACAUUUCAAAAACGUUCCUGAAGGACCAGCAGGAGUCCUUCUCUCCAUCCGGACCAGUGGAAAACUGCGAAAAGAGCCGGACAAGCUCAGGAGAUCCUGACUACUGCCGUAGGAUUCUAGUUCGAGAUGCCAAAGGUUCGAUUCGAGAGAUUAUUCUCCCCAAGGGUUUGGAUCUAGACCGACCAAAGCGUACUAGGACCUCGUUCACAGCAGAACAGCUGUACAGACUGGAGAUGGAGUUUCAGCGGUGCCAGUAUGUUGUGGGACGGGAACGAACCGAACUUGCCCGACAACUUAACCUGUCUGAAACUCAGGUGAAGGUGUGGUUCCAGAAUCGCCGCACUAAGCAAAAGAAGGAUCAAGGGAAGGACUCAGAGCUGCGCUCCGUGGUCUCUGAGACAGCCGCCACCUGCAGCGUCCUCCGUCUCCUGGAGCAGGGCCGGCUCCUCACUCCCCCAGGCCUGCCAGGGUUGCUGCCCCACUGCGGGAGCUCGUCACUAGGCUCAGCCCUGCGUGGGCCGUCCCUGGGCAUCACCGCUAAUGGAGGUUCCUCCAGCAGCAGUAGCAGCAGCGCGGCCAGCUCAGGCACAGCUGGGGGAAGCCCACCGCUGCCAGCGGUGACCAGUUCGGGGACAGUCACGGGGCUGCAGGGAUCUCCGCCUGCCCACGGGCUGUUUAGCUUUCCUAUGCCCUCUCUACUUGGGUCGGUCGCCUCACGCAUCUCCUCCACCCCGCUCGGCAUGGCCGGAUCCCUCGCAGGGAACUUGCAGGAACUUUCUGCCCGCUACCUGAGCUCCUCCGCCUUUGAGCCCUAUUCGCGGACCAAUGGCAAAGAAGUGCUAGACAAGAAAGUUUUGGAAUGAUCAUUAGGGGUUUCUUUUUGUCUUUGUUGUUGUUGUGGCUUUGAAAUUAGAAUCUGAAACGAGCUCUGAUUAUCUCUCUUUUUUUAAACACUUUCGCCCCCUUUUGUCCCAUCAGUGCUGUUGUAUCUUCUUUCUUUUUCAUGUCGUCAACCUGCACACUUGAUGCCUCUCAGAACUGUAAAAAGGUGGACUCAUACUUUUCAAAAACGAGGAUUUUCAGAGCUUUUUGCACUAAAUCAAAGUUUCUCCAAAUUUGACACAAACGAGAGCUUGAGGAAGGAAUGUAGCAAGAGAUUAUGGAGGGGAAGAGAGAUGAAAAUGCUUUCUGAGGCAAUAUGUUCGGGGUACUUUUUUCCCCGUACACCUUUUUUGGAGCUGGACAGUUGUAUACAGAUUAAAAACUAAUCUGAAAGCUGCUGGGUAAAAAAACAAAAACAACAACAGUACAGAACAUAGAUCCCCUGAUAAAAA